UAACAAUGUCGAUAUCCCUAAUCUGGAGCACCCUGUCGAUGAUACGGAAGAUGAUUAUGAAGAUGGUUCGAAACCCUCUCCAGAACUAAUGAGGUUAGUGGAGCAAGAGUCUAAAGAAAUAAAACCCUAUCAGGAGGAUGUCGAAAUACUCAACUUGGGUGAGGAAGACGAGAUUAAAGAAGUAAAAAUCGGUACUACCAUGAAAGAGGAGGUAAGAGAAAGGUUGCGUGUCCUAUUGAAGGAAUUUAAGGACGUGUUUGCUUGGUCGUACAAUGAUAUGCCUGGUUUGGAUACCGAUAUCGUGCAGCAUAAACUCCCUCUUAAGCCCGAAUGCCUCCCGGUCAAACAGAAGCUAAGAAGAAUGAAGCCUGAGAUGUCUUUGAAAAUCAAGGAAGAGGUGCAGAAGCAAUUUGAUGCAGGGUUUUUGGCUGUGGCGAAAUACCCGCAAUGGGUGGCGAAUAUCGUACCAGUACCCAAGAAAGAUGGUAAAGUUCGAAUGUGCGUUGACUACCGUGAUUUGAAUCGUGCAAGUCCAAAAGACAACUUCCCACUACCGCACAUCGACACUCUAGUCGAUAAUACAGCCAAGUUUUCGCUAUUUUCGUUCAUGGAUGGUUUCUCAGGAUAUAACCAGAUCAAGAUGGCGCCAGAAGACAUGGAAAAGACAACCUUUAUCACACUGUGGGGAACUUUUUGUUAUAAGGUGAUGUCCUUUGGGCUCAAGAAUGCCGGGGCAACAUAUCAAAGGGCGAUGGUGGCACUUUUUCAUGACAUGAUGCACAAGGAAAUCGAAGUUUAUGUGGAUGACAUGAUUGCAAAGUCCGAAUCGGAAGAAGAGCACAUUCUCAACUUGAAGAAAUUAUUUGAGAGAUUGAGAAAGUAUAAACUCAGGUUAAACCCCGCCAAAUGCACGUUUGGAGUGAAAUCUGGGAAAUUGUUGGGUUUUGUGGUUAGCCAAAAGGGGAUAGAAGUGGAUCCUGAUAAGGCGCGAGCGAUAAUAGAAAUGCCUGCGCCUAGAACAGAAAAGGAGGUUCGAGGUUUUCUGGGUAGAUUGAACUACAUUGCUAGAUUCAUCUCCCAAUUAACCGCUACAUGUGAACCAAUGUUCAAGUUGUUACGAAAGGAUCAAGCUGUAGUUUUGAAUGAGGACUGUCAAGCCGCUUUUGAAAAGAUCAAACGAUACCUGCAGGACCCUCCCGUAUUACGUCCACCUGAACUAGGAAGACCACUCAUUUUGUAUUUGACUGUGUUGGAUAAGUCAAUGGGCUGUGUGUUGGGUCAGCACGAUGAAGCUGGGAAGAGAGAGCACGCUAUAUACUACUUGAGCAAGAAAUUCACAGACUGCGAACAAAGAUAUACGUCGUUAGAACGAACUUGUUGUGCAUUGGCGUGGGCUGCUCAUCGCUUAAGGCAAUACAUGUUGAGUCACUCAACCUGGUUGAUAUCCAAGGUAGACCCUAUCAAGUUCAUUUUUGAAAAGUCUGCUCUUACUGGAAGGAUAGCUCGGUGGCAGAUGCUGUUGUCAGAAUAUGACAUCGUGUAUGUUACUCAGAAAUCCGUCAAGGGUAGUGCGUUAGCAGAAUACCUGGCUCAUCAACCCAUCAGCGAUUAUCAGCCAAUGCAGCCCGAAUUUCCCGAUGAAGAUAUUAUGGCUCUAUUUGAAGAAGGCAGAAAAAACCGAGACGAAGAAACGUGGACAUUAUUAUUCGAUGGAGCCUCGAAUGUGAUGGGGCAUGGCAUAGGGGCAGUUCUCGUCUCUCCAGAGCAGCAGUACAUACCAAUGACAGCAAGGUUAUGUUUUAAUUGUACAAAUAACAUUGCAGAAUACGAGGCCUGCGUUAUGGGUAUUCGGGCGGCAAUAGAGUUCAAAGUAAAAAUUUUGGAUGUGUAUGGAGAUUCAGCUUUGGUCAUCCACCAGUUGAAGGGAGAGUGGGAAACCAGGGACGCAAAAUUAAUUCCUUACCAAGCUUACAUCAGAGGAUUAAUGGAGUAUUUCGAUGCCGUCACAUUUAACCAUAUACCGCGAGAAGAUAAUCAAUUAGCAGACGCAUUGGCUACUUUGUCAUCAAUGUUUGAAGUCGACCAAAAUGCAGAAUUGCCAAUGAUUGAAAUGAAGAGCCAUGCAGAGCCAGCGUAUUGUCACUUCAUCGAAGAGGAGGUGGAUGGUAAACCUUGGUAUUUUGAUAUCAAGCAUUAUCUUAAGACCCGAGAAUACCCUGAGAAAGCAUCUGAAAAUGAUAAAAGGUCGUUAAGGAGGUUGGCUGGCAGCUUUAUUUUAAACGGGGAUAUUUUAUACAAGAGAAAUCAUGACAUGGUUCUCCUCAGAUGUGUGGAUGCAAAGGAAGCCGAAUUGUUAUUGAAAGAAGUGCACGAAGGUACAUUUGGCACACACAUGAAUGGGCAUUCAAUGGCCAGGAAGAUCUUGAGAGCUGGUUAUUUCUGGUUGACCAUGGAAAAUGAUUGUUGUACACACGUGAGGAAGUGCGAAAAAUGUCAAAUGUAUGCAAACAAUAUCAAUGUGCCGCCCACGACCUUGAACGUGUUGUCUGCGCCGUGGCCAUUUUCGAUGUGGGGGAUAGAUGUUAUCGGAGCUAUAGAGCCAAAAGCGUCAAAUGGACACCGUUUCAUACUAGUCGCGAUCGAUUACUUCACCAAGUGGGUUGAGGCUGCUUCUUAUGCCAACGUGACUAGAAAGGUAGUGACCAAAUUCAUAAAAAAGGAGUUGAUCUGCAGAUACGGGUUACCUAACCAGAUUAUCACUGAUAAUGCCACCAACCUGAACAACCAGAUGAUGGCGGGGUUAUGUGAGGAGUUCAAAAUUCAUCAUCUCAAUUCUUCCCCUUACCGUCCAAAGAUGAAUGGGGCAGUAGAGGCUGCUAAUAAAAAUAUCAAGAAAAUUGUGCAAAAGAUGGUAGUCACCUAUAAAGAUUGGCACGAAAUGCUUCCUUUUGCUUUACAUGGAUAUCGUACAUCAGUACGAACGUCAACUGGGGCAACACCUUUCUCGCUUGUGUAUGGCAUGGAAGCAGUACUUCCAUUUGAGGUGGAAAUCCCAUCUCUACGAGUUUUAAUGGAAACCCAAUUGGAGGAAGCUGAGUGGGUUCAAACUCGGUUCGACCAGCUCAAUCUCAUCGAAGAAAAGAGACUAACAGCGGUGUGCCACGGACAAUUGUACCAAAGAAGAAUGAAAAAAGCUUUCGACAAAAAGGUGCGCCCAAGGGAGUUCCACGAAGGCGAACUGGUGUUAAAGAAGAUUUUGCCUAUACAAAAGGAUCACAGAGGCAAGUGGACCCCAAAUUAUGAAGGACCAUUUGUAGUAAAAAGGGCAUUCUCUGGAGGGGCACUAAUCCUCACAAGGAUGGAUGGAGAGGAGUUACCUUUACCGGUUAAUUCUGAUGCAGUAAAAAAUUUUACGCGUGAUGAUUCCGCGAUAGGGGAUGCUACUAAGGGAUAUUAACGUUGUUUUUGAAUUAUGUCGUAUUCUGUGUUGCUUCAUUCAAUAAAUGCCAUACGGUUUUAUCCACUAUUCAACUUUUACGCUUUUUUCUUUCGACACGAUUCAUGUCGCACUGGGUUUUAAAGUAAAGUAAGGAAAAAGGAAAGUGAUAAUAAUUAAAGCAUCACGGGUAUAUCCAUCGAGCACAAACUCGUUCCUGGGGGAUGUCGUGCGAAAAAAAUAAAUAAUAAAUAAGAAAAAGGACACAUGUUGAAUUCGUUGUUAAUAAAGUCAGCCGAGGGCAUAGUACUUUCGAAAAGUAAAAGCAAAUGAAGUUUUGAAAAAUGCUAGUGUUGAGUCUUUUCCUGAUUCAUAGUAACUAGUGUUCUUUUCCUACUGAAGCAUCUGCAUUCAUACUACUUGAACCCCUAGCUUUCUCGUUCCCCUUUAAAAUGGAGGAUUGUCAUGGAUAUAAGACUGGGACAGUUUUCAUCAUGAUACGCGUGCACAAUGAUCUGUUGAUCGGGGAGAAAAGUAAAAAAAAAAAAAGAAAAAAAGCAAAAAAAGAAAAGAAAAAGAAAAUUAAGUUGAUUUGUCAAUCGCUGCAGAGUUUCACUUCAGGUUUAAGGUUGGGGGAAGUAAGGCAAGUAAGCUUCAGAAUGACGUGUGGCCAUGUUCUUCACUCAAGUGAUAAAAGAAAUUUAUCCAGUUGCACCCCCUUUGAGCCGUAAGUUAUAAUUGUUUUUCUUCAUCACCCUCAACAAGAAUCAUUGGCGUAUCGAUGUCAAUCCAAAGGAACGUCAAGGGCAUCCAAGUCAAGGAGAAGAUUUGUGGAAAAAGAGAAAUGAAGAAAGAAAAGUUUCAAAAAGGGUCACAGUAGAGGCAACGAGAUGAAUAAAGAAAAAAAAAACCAAAGAAAAAAGAAGAAGAAAAAGACAACAAAAACGAAAAAACAAAACAAAAAAUGAUGAAAAAUAAAAGGACGUCCGAAGUUCCAAACUCCUAGAGACAGUUGACUCGACACCUUGCAGAUGAUUCUUGUUAAGACAAUUCGACCGUCAAACACUUAUUUGGGCCUUCAUUAUCCGUUUCUUUCAAAACCCUUUGACCUUUAGCCACGAUACAAGCCAAUUAAAGUCCACGCUGACUGAAGAAUGUUUGUCCUGAUUUUUCUCAUGAACUUAACUCUGGAACGAAAUGAUGUGGUGAAUGACACGAUCACUAGAAGAAAAGAAAAGCAUCACAAAGGAAAAUGAAAAUAUAAUGUGAAGUCUCCCCGUCAAGAGAGAAUCGUCAAACUAGGGCAUUCCUUCCUACCUGGACCUGUCCACCUCCCCAAAUCACACUUAUUGUGCACAACAAAGUUGGGGUAGGCCUGUAAGCCUUGAUUGUUGAAAUAUUAACGACACCCCCGCGGAUGGGGAAAGCACGAAAGCUAAUGUUUCCCCCAAACCAUCAUCCACAAACCAUCAUUCAGCCAUCCACUUUUCAUAAUCACUUCUCACACUCUCUCGGGUUCAAGCUAGUUUGGAUUGCAAAAAAGCAAUAAAGGGAAUUUGAACUAAUAGUUACACUCUUUUCCUCUUCAUCAAAGGACUCACCAUUUCUCGACAUUAUUUUCAAUGAAUGCAUUUUGAAUGUACAUCGAGUUUGAUGACAAUAUUGACAACGGGUUCCAAACAUGGAAUUUUUCAAAAAAAAUAAUAACAAAUAGUGAAAAAAAUGGAAAGAAAGAAAAGAAAAAAGCGAGAACAAAUGAAAAGAACGGAACAAAUGUCUAUGUGUUUGUGCAUUCAUGCAUCCUCAUGACAUUAUGUCAUGCAUCCUCAUGACAUUAUGUCAUGCAUCUCAAAGGAAGCGGGGAAUUGUUCGAAAACCCUUAUGUUUUUCUCGGUUUCUACUGAUUCUUCAAGUGUGUUGAACCCAGGUUUUAACGGCCCUCUGCAAGGCAAUG
This is a messenger RNA of Vigna angularis (adzuki bean), 5390 nucleotides long. RefSeq lists its product as uncharacterized. Bases 89 to 3457 code for a protein of 1122 amino acids. Gene Ontology annotation, biological process: DNA integration. Lineage: Eukaryota; Viridiplantae; Streptophyta; Magnoliopsida; Fabales; Fabaceae. The record is from RefSeq and is a predicted model, not a curated record. Gene Ontology annotation, molecular function: RNA-DNA hybrid ribonuclease activity; nucleic acid binding. The transcript has a single exon.